UCCUCGCACCAAACAUUACGCGCCUCUCCUCGUCUCACCGCAUCUCUCUCGCCCACUACACUGCCACCAUGUCCUAUCCCCCCCGCAUGCUCCUCCUCACUCUCUGGGGCACCGAGCAUUUCUGCGCCCUCCCCUUGUCAUACGAUAAAGCCAUCGCCGUCGCCACGGAAAAGUUCAUGGUGCCCAACACGCACGUCGUGCGGCUCCGGUGUCCGGUCCGCGACAUGCCGCCGUACGUUGCGCCGUUCUCGCACACCGGCUGCAUCACCAUCACGGACAACGACUCGUACAUGUACGCGUGUGCGGGCAAGCAUGUGGUGUGUCUUGAAGUCACUAUCCACGAGAAGGCGGGUAAAGGCGGGGCAGGCGGCGGCGGCGGCGGCGGCGCAGGUGCAGUAGCGGGCGGCGGCGGAGGGGAGGGCGGCGACAAGGCCAAGGGAGGCGACAAAGGCAAAGAGAAGAAGGAGGCCGCUCCUGCUAGCAAGACUGUACACCAGCAGCUUAUUGUGGACACGACGGCUGGCAAGACGAUCAAUCUUACCACGAAUGUCACCGGAGACAUGGCCAAGGGCCCACCUCCAGGAAACUACCUCGGCACGCUGACUGUGAACGAUUCGUUCGGCCAAAAGUUCCACGGCAAGCAGCUCGGCCCCCACGAGGUGCUCACGAAGUUCUUUGUGCAAGAAAAGACCACCGCACGCCUCCUCUUCCGUCCCCGCACUGUGCGGCCGCAGAUUGACAUCUUGCACCCAGAGGAGUCAAGCUUGGAAGUUCACCUUUCGCUCAAGAGCUGGAAGGUCACGGCCGCGUAUCCUCUUGUCGACCUGCGGCCAGACGGCGAUCGCACGCGCCUCCGCUGGUUCCUGCGGGUGAAGAAAGGCGGUGUUGUCGAAGACCUGCUGACGGGUGCCGAGGCGCAUGGCUUGUUCACGGAGAUGCUACCGGAAACAGGACCACGUCCCACCAUCACUACGAGCCCCGAAGCCCCUCUGACCCCUGCCUAUCCCGACGUGCGGCCAGCCAACGCGUUUCUUCUCGAGCAAUCCCAGUUCCUGUACCACAUGGACCGCGUCCUCCAGACCCUCGGGCUUCCGCCACCGAGCCGCUCGACGCUCAUCACGUCGUGGCUCCCCGGCGUGACGCACCACAAAUUCAUCGCGUAUCGCAUUUUGAACAAUGCACAGCUCGAGCCUUCGUGGCGCCUGCAGCUCAUCCCGGCGCCGCAAGUCCUCAUGCGCCUCCUCAUCCUCUAUCGCGGUGUGCCCGAGAGCGAGCGCAACGAGUGGCCGGCAGACCGCGUCGUCAGCUCGCCAGAGCAAGGCGUGCCUUGGCGUGAGACCGUGGGCUGGACGCCGCACCUGAACGACGAGUCGCUCUUCCGCGUCAUCGAGUACGGGACCAUGGAGGUGUUCGAUGCCUAG
Cutaneotrichosporon oleaginosum is the source of this 1421-nucleotide messenger RNA. The record is from RefSeq and is a predicted model, not a curated record. Lineage: Eukaryota; Fungi; Basidiomycota; Tremellomycetes; Trichosporonales; Trichosporonaceae.